AUGAAUGAGACACAGACUGUCAGGAAGAACCACGGUGAUGGACACAAGUGCAGUGAACGGAAGUUUUUAGUGACAAAUCAGUUUCAGGUUGUUGGUCCAGCUGGUCCUCUUGUUGCUGUAGCUGGUGAAGACCUGGUUCUGCCCUGUUCUCUUAAACCCAACAUCAGUGCUGUGGACAUGACAGUGGAGUGGAGUAGACUCCAUGGAUCAGACACUCUAGUGCAUCUGUACACAGACCAUGAAGACAGAAAUGAGAAACAGAUUCAGUCCUAUAGAGAGAGAACAGCACUGUUUAAAGAGGAACUGCAGAAAGGCAACACUUCAUUAAAACUCUUCAAAGUGAGAGUCUCUGAUGAAGGAGAAUAUAAAUGUUUGAUUGAUAAUAAAAACUGGCAGGAUGAUGUGACUGUUGAAGUCAGAGUUGAAGCUGUAGGAACCCACCCAGCGAUCUCUAUGGAGGGCUAUGAUCAUUCAGGAAGACUGAGUCUACUGUGUGAAACUAAAGGUUGGAACCCUGAGCCUGAAAUUUUGUGGUUGAACAGUGAAGGAGACAGUCUCCCUGCUGAGAAUACAGAGACAGACAGAGACACAGAGGGUUUCAAUGUGAAACAACGUGUUAUUGUACAGGACAGUAACACCAACAGACUCUUCUGUAGAGUACUAAUGAGAGACCACAUGAGGGAGACAGAGAUUUACAUCCCAAGUAAAGUUUUUCACACGUGGAAGACUGCUGUCACCUGGAUUUCACUUCUCUCCAUAUUCUUUGUCAUCAUCCUAGGCACAAUGACAAUCUACAUUUAUAAAUUUAAAGAGGAAGGCAGUGCAGUUCUGGUCUCAGGUCUAAACUCAAACACCUCCAGUCUGAAAAAACUGGAUCUGAGUAGUAAAAAUCUCUAUGACUCAGGAGUGAAGCUGCUCUCUGCUGAACUGAAGAAGUCUGACUGUGAAGUGGAGAUACUGGGGUAA
Chanos chanos (milkfish) is the source of this 966-nucleotide messenger RNA. Its product is annotated as butyrophilin subfamily 1 member A1. Gene Ontology annotation, biological process: regulation of cytokine production; T cell receptor signaling pathway. Gene Ontology annotation, cellular component: external side of plasma membrane. The record is from RefSeq and is a predicted model, not a curated record. The transcript is spliced from 5 exons. Bases 1 to 966 code for a protein of 321 amino acids. Lineage: Eukaryota; Metazoa; Chordata; Actinopteri; Gonorynchiformes; Chanidae. Gene Ontology annotation, molecular function: signaling receptor binding.